Messenger RNA from Scaptodrosophila lebanonensis, 820 nucleotides. RefSeq lists its product as uncharacterized. The coding region runs from base 54 to 773 and encodes 239 amino acids. The record is from RefSeq and is a predicted model, not a curated record. The transcript has a single exon. NCBI's taxonomy places the organism in Eukaryota, Metazoa, Arthropoda, Insecta, Diptera, Drosophilidae.
AACAACAUAUCACAUAUUAUAGGGGAAAAACUUAAAAAAAAAAGUCAUCAGACAUGGGCGAGGAGCAGAGAAACGCAUAUCUGGACAAUGUGCGUCUUGAGGACAUGUUGCCGCCAUGUCCUAAGUUUAAGACAACUAUGCAGACCCACUACAUUGAACAUAAGAACUUGAAACGUAGACAACCAUGUUUAAAAACGAAACAGAAGGAUGAGUCCCUCAUCUCCGGUCACUAUUUAAACAAUCUCAACGUUAAGGAUCUGCAAAUGAAGACACGAACGUGGCCUCGUUCUAUGGACUGGCGCGAGGACUACCGCCAAUUUCUGAGGAGAAUGAGCUGGUGCAAUGACGAGAUAUUCAAGCUCUUUUUUGAGUGUCCCAAAGUCCGCUACGAUGUUGCGGAACAAUUUCUAAGGGAUCUACAAAAGACAGUCUACUGCAUGGACUAUUCACCAAAGGACUUCACGUCGCUGGUUAGCCAAAAGCUUUAUUUUCAAAACCGCAAGUAUGAUCAAAAAAUUACUGAUUAUCAAACCACCUAUGCCAAUUAUUACAACCGCAUACAAGAGGUGGGUGCCUUUAGAAGGCUUAUGUACUGUGAACCAAAACCCAAAGAUAUUUCUUUGGAAGAGUUUAACACAGAGAUGCGGAAACUGUUUAAAAAAUAUAAUUUGACGACUUAUUUUGAUGAAAUAUGCGGGCCAGCGCUGAUGAAGGCCAAGGAUGGCAUCAUGCCCAGCGGUCCCAUCGAUAAAUACACUCUACGCAAGCACUAAAUCAAAGGAAAAUACAUAUAUAUUAAAUUAACCGUCUUAUACUCACA